Melozone crissalis (California towhee) is the source of this 3284-nucleotide messenger RNA. It is a transcript of the gene RBFOX2, whose product is annotated as RNA binding fox-1 homolog 2. Gene Ontology annotation, molecular function: mRNA binding. Bases 1 to 1446 code for a protein of 481 amino acids. Gene Ontology annotation, biological process: nervous system development; regulation of alternative mRNA splicing, via spliceosome. Lineage: Eukaryota; Metazoa; Chordata; Aves; Passeriformes; Passerellidae. The record is from RefSeq and is a predicted model, not a curated record. The transcript has 15 exons. Gene Ontology annotation, cellular component: nucleus; cytoplasm.
AUGGCGGAGGGCGGCCAGCCCCCGCAGCAGCAGCCACAGCAGCCACAGCCGCAGCUCCUGGCCGGCGGCGGCGCGGGGUCCGCCCGCGGCGUGAAGCGGGAGCCGGAGCUGGAGCAGCCCAUGCCCGGCGGGGACGGCGCGGAGGGCGGCCACAGCAAGCGGCUGCGGACGGAGGCGGAGGCCGACGGCGGCGGCAUGCAGAACGAGCCUCUGACUUCAGGUUAUCAUGGCUAUCCAGCAAGAGACAAUCAAGGUAACCAGGAGCCAUCAGCAACUCCUGAUGCAAUGGUGCAGCCAUUCACCACAAUCCCAUUUCCACCACCCCCACAGAAUGGAAUUCCCACAGAGUAUGGGGUGCCACACACUCAGGACUAUGCAGGCCAGACCAGCGAGCACAAUCUGACGCUCUACGGAAGCACGCAGCCGCAUGGGGAGCAGAGCACGAACACGGCCAGCACGCAGAACGGAUCUCUUGCACAGACAGAAGGAGGGGCACAGACGGAUGGACAGCAAUCACAGACACAGAGCAGUGAGAAUACUGAGAGCAAAUCCACUCCAAAACGACUUCAUGUGUCUAACAUUCCCUUCCGCUUUCGAGAUCCUGACCUUCGGCAGAUGUUUGGGCAAUUUGGCAAAAUCCUUGAUGUAGAGAUAAUCUUUAAUGAGCGUGGCUCGAAGGGAUUCGGGUUCGUAACUUUCGAGAAUAGUGCUGAUGCAGACAGGGCCAGGGAGAAAUUACACGGCACCGUGGUAGAGGGCCGUAAAAUCGAGGUUAACAAUGCCACUGCGAGAGUGAUGACCAAUAAGAAGAUGGUCACACCUUAUGCAAAUGGUUGGAAGUUGAGUCCUGUGGUUGGAGCGGUGUACGGCCCUGAGUUAUAUGCAGCAUCCAGCUUUCAAGCAGAUGUCUCUCUGGGCAAUGACGCUGCAGUGCCCCUGUCAGGAAGGGGGGGUAUUAACACUUACAUUCCUUUAAUCAUUCCAGGCUUCCCCUAUCCAACUGCAGCCACCACAGCGGCCGCGUUUCGGGGCGCCCAUCUGAGGGGCCGAGGAAGGACAGUGUACGGGGCAGUGCGGGCAGUUCCUCCCACGGCCAUCCCUGCCUACCCAGGUGUGGUUUACCAGGACGGAUUUUACGGUGCUGACCUCUAUUUGACUGAAGAAAUGUUAACAUCCCGCUCUAAAUCUCUCAGUGGAGUCUCUGUUCCCUUCUCUGAUAUAACAGAUGGGGUGGAUAUGCAGCCUACAGAUAUGCACAGCCUGCUACUGCAACAGCAGCCACGGCCGCUGCAGCCGCUGCAGCAGCUUACAGCGAUGGUUAUGGCAGGGUGUACACAGCAGAUCCUUACCAUGCCCUUGCCCCUGCCGCUAGCUACGGAGUUGGCGCUGUGGCGAGUUUAUACCGAGGUGGCUACAGCCGAUUUGCCCCCUACUGAAGUGACGUGAGCCCCCUGCUAGCGGGACAGCCCCCCCAGUUCAUGAGGCCUGGCUAUUGCAAUAUUUACUAGUAGAGGAACUCUAUAGCAAGUCGAGGAGGAAAAACAAAAAAAAAAACAAAAGAGAAAAUACUUUUUUAUACCUCACUAUGUUCUUCAAAUAUGUAUUUUUUUUCCUUUAAAUUUCUGCCUUUAAUUCUUUUGUUCCAAAGAUUGUGCUCUUUUUUUUUGUUUGUUUGUUUUUUGUUUUUAUUUUUGGGAUUUUUUUAACUGUGGUAAAAAUAAUGCAUUUCCGUGUCUGUAUGUUGGUGCAUAGCUUAUCCUACCAAUCACGGAAAAGGCGAUUAGCGAUAAGGAAAGCUGUUAGAAGCUGAUAUCAUGCAAUUAAUCAGGAACACGCAGCCAGAGUUACUUCCCUGGGUCUGGUGCUUGGUGCCUGUGAGACAGGAGGACGUGAGGGAGAAGUCUCCACCUGCCGUGUUUCUGGUCUGCAGAAGGAAGCACUCUUUGGCUGUGGCUGGGACCUGAAUGCUGGUGGGAAAUAGUGAUUUACAUUUGGAAAUGGGGGAAAUGCAGAGACUUUCUUUGUUUCUAUCACCAUCUGACGCUCACAGGUUUGUGACAGUUACAGCAGUGUCAGAACUUUAGACUUCGCAAGAGAAGAGUCCCUCAACCUGCCCAAAGACUUCAGCUGUUACCUGCUCUAUAGGGGACAAGACUUUGAAAGGAGUUUUUGAUAAGGAUGAUCUUUUCCCUACACACAGAACUUUUACUCACUGAUUUUUGUCUGCUGCAGGUGGCUGUAAUUGUCAUAGUUUUCAUUCCUCCUUUUGAAGAUCUUUCUCUCUUGCUGUCCCUUUCCACCCCUUCAUCCCUCGAGGAGUGGCAGAUGCAGUGCAGGAUCAUGCAGAGUACCUCUGUUGUGGACAGCAAGUGAUUAAACGUGGGGAGGUGAAGCACCUACAAGCUUGCAGAAGAAGAAAGCGAGCAGAAGAGUCGAGCGUGGCACAUGCUCUGAGGCCCAGCCUGCAGGGGCUCUGCUGCUGCUCAUCCUGGGCUGCUUAGGUGCUUCUGCAAGUAAUCUAUUUCAAAUAACGUGAGUGAGGAUAAACCAGGCACGCAUAAGCUGCUCGAGGUGAAGGACAAGCUUGUGGGUUUGUGUGGGGGAGGAGGAUCUUUUGUAUCUAAAUGUGAUCCUGAAGUAGUUUUGUAUCGCAGAAGCAGUUCAUGCAAGCUCUGAAUUCAUAGGAACUUCUUACCACAAGCUAUUUCAGGCCCUUCCAUAGCUGCAUUGGAGCCCCGGGUUUGUUUGCCCAGCUUCUCACAAAAAGUUGUGCACCUGGUCUGCUGAGUCCGUAUAGACACUACAUAUUAGAAGACUUGGAAGGAUAGAAACUAUUUAGCUGAGAGGUCCACGCCUCCCAAGACCAUCUCCCUUCUGCUCUCACAGACAGAGAAUUCGCUGUGUUUCAAAGACAGCACACUUAGAUGACUGUGAGCUGUGAUGUGAUGUGGAGUUGCUGCUCUCCAGAUCUCCCUGUUCAGCUGCUGGCUCAUAGAGUGCUCCCAGUAAACCCAGUGGUCAGAGGCAGGCUCUAAUUGCAUGCUGGAGAGAUGCAGAAGUGUGAUUGUACCGGGCUGCCUCGACUCCAUGCAUUGGUGCUGGGGUGAGCCCUGCCCUCAGAAGGGCAGCUCAGAGUAUGGAUUUGUUGGCGGAGCCUCUCCAGCUCCUGUCGAACACCUGCUUUUCCAUCCACCACUGAUACAGAAUAGGAAAAUUCCUGCAUUUAACACUAAGCAACAUCAGCAAGCAGAGGUCUCGCUCCUGGGGGAGUGUCCUGGUCCAGC